AUGUGUAGUAAGCUCCAUUUUUCAACUUCGUUGCGUCACAAUGUCAUACGCGACAACUUCAAAGUUAAAUUCUGGUUGAUAAAUGAUAAAUCCCGAAAAUACUACACAAAUUCGAUAAAUCCCCGUUCUUUUUUAUAUGAACCCCCCGAAGAAGAAACGACCGAUCUCCCCUUGGAAUGUGUCGCUCCUAAGGAAGUCCUGCCUCUUCUUCGCGCGAUCCAACUAAAUAAGAAGGCAGAAGCAUGGAAAAUUUAUCGAGAUCUCAACAACGCGAAGAAACUCCAUCUACUAUCGCCCAUUCAACAUUCCUUAGUAUUAAAAUUCUUUGACAUUAGAAAACUUCCAAAAAAAAACUCGUCCAGCAUUAAACUUUUCUCGGACCAACUUCUUUAUAUUUUCAGGCAAAUGGAGUUAGUUGGUCACCAACCAGGCAUAAUAGACUACACCCACAUGUUAAAUGUCUUUAGCCGAAUAAGACAUAGCAGGAUUUGUGAAAAUCUUUGGGUGGAAUCCUCGAAGAAAGGAAUCACACCUACCAUAUAUAUGUACAAUUCCUACUUGGCCUCUUGCUUGCACCGAGAAAGACCUCUCCUGAAGAAGGCAAAUUACAUUGUGGGGAAGCUCACGAGAAGUGGGUUGAGAGCUAAUUUGACAACUUAUUCAUUACUGGUACGUUUGCAUUGUUGUGCACGAAAUUUCGAAGCCGCUCAGAAUAUUCUCGAUAAUAAAUUUGACUUACAAAGAAAUUUGGAUGCUGAAUCACAUUGGGAAUUGCGAUAUCACAUAUGGGCAAUCGUUCGGGCGCUGAGGUCAAUGAUCAGUGCGUACGGUUAUAAAGGUGACUUAUCAGCGAUGGACAAUUGCUAUAGAAUUUUAAAAUUUUACGACAAGCCAGACAUUCAAUUGUUCAACACCCUCAUCCUCCAUUCUUGCAAUAAUUCGAGCAUCCAAAGGGGACAACAGUAUUUUGACGAGAUGUUAUCUUGCAAUGUCAAGCCGGAUCAACAGAUAUUCCGUCUCCUGAUAAAAUAUUUGUGUGACAAAGGAAAGACUAGAGCUUCCUGUGAACUAUUGGAAACAAUGAAAGAAAAAUACAAUUUAAUUCCCUCGGAUUAUAUCUUGGUGAACAUAUAUAAAACCAUGAUCAUGAAGAAAAGGAUAAAGGAUGCAAAUGAAUUUGCCGAAAAAUGGAAAAUCCCAACCAGUUGGCUGGCAAAAAAUAAAAGCAUUAAACAUAUUUCUCAAUAA
This is a messenger RNA of Acaulospora colombiana, 1248 nucleotides long. The record is from the annotation of a GenBank genome assembly. NCBI's taxonomy places the organism in Eukaryota, Fungi, Glomeromycota, Glomeromycetes, Diversisporales, Acaulosporaceae.